AUGGCUCAAACUAUGAUUAAUCAGAGAAAUCCUUCUCUUCGUGAUUACUCUCCAAAUUCAUCAACAUAUAACUCGGAGAAAGCAACAAUGACCGAUACAGGGGACCAUUCACAGUUAGCGGAGAUUAAUGAAACAGGGCAUGUCCAAGAAGUGGAACGUAAUUUCUCUUUGCUUUCUAUAUGCUCAGUCGGUCUGGUCACCGGUAAUACUUGGGCUGCAUUGGGUGGUAGCAUUGCUACAGCAAUUUAUAAUGGAGGUCCACCGGGUGUCUUGUAUGAGUUCAUCGCGGUUUCGAUGUUUUAUUGGCUUAUCGCAGCUUCUUUGGCUGAAUUGGCUUCAUCAAUGCCUAGUAGUGCUGGGGUAUAUCACUGGGCAUCAAUCACUCCAGGUCCCAAAUAUGGUAGAAUCUGUGGUUGGUUCGCGGGUUGGUGGAAUACAUUUGCUUGGAUCUGUGGUACAGUAGCAACCAUGUCAUCUAUUGCCUCGAACAUUGCUGUUGCGAUGUAUGGUCUCUAUCAUCCUGGCUAUGUACCGGCAAGGUGGCACAUUUUUAUCGGUUACGUUAUCGUAACUUGGAUCUCCUGCUCUAUAGUCUUAUUUGCAAAUCGAGCUCUUCCACUGAUCAACAACAUUGGUCUUGCUUUUAUUCUUGGUGGUGUUUUUAUCACGGUUGUGGUUUGUGCGGUUAUGCCAUCUGGAACAGGACAUGCCACUCAUUCUUUCAUCUGGACCGACUGGGUCAAUGAUACUGGCUACUCCAAUAAUGGAUUCGUUUUUCUCGCAGGCAUGCUAAAUGGUGCUUAUGCUAUUGGUACUCCUGACUGUGUCUCCCAUUUGGCAGAGGAAAUUCCAAAUCCCAAGCGCAACGUACCUCUUGCAAUCGCUGCUCAAAUGACUAUUGGUUUCGUCACCGCCUUUAUAUAUACGAUAGCCAUCUGUACUACGGCUGGAACGACUGGUUUACUCUUCGUGAUUUUCUUUCCAAUUUUCUGCACUCUUAUCGGAACAUAUAUCACUGCUGGAAGAUGCCUUUGGACUCUAGCCCGUGAUGGCGCAGUCCCAUAUUCUAGCUGGCUACACGCAAUAGAUUCACAUGAAGAUCCACGGGACAAAAGUCCUUUCAACGCAACCAUCGCUUGUGGUAUCUGGAGUACUGUACUUGGUGCUAUAUAUGUUGGUUCAUCAACAGCUUUCAACGCAUUCAUUGGAUCCUUCGUCGUUCUUCUCACCCUCUCAUACCUGGCCGCGAUCCUCCCAUUUAUCUUCACAGGCCGUUUCACUCAAUCUAAUCAAGCAUCAGGCGCUUAUAACAAUAGAAUGGUUCCGGGUUGGUUCGUAAUGAACAACUUUGUGGGUUACAUUGUCAAUGUUAUCAGCUGUCUCUACAUCGUCGUGUUUGUGGUUAUAUAUUGCUUCCCUUAUGCGGUACCAUUUAAUGCUGCAAGCAUGAAUUAUUCCUGUCUUAUUGCAGGGGCCCUAUCCCUCACAGCGGGUGUUUGGUGGUUAGUCAAAGGCGGCAGUUAUAAAGGGCCUCAAGCUGGCGUUCAUGGUCAGCUGGAAACUGACAAUGGUCGAAAUAUGUUGAGUGUUAUUUCCAUCGGGCGUGUUGAUGGUCUUCGAAACCCGCUAGAGACUGAGCCUAAACAAUGA
Sclerotinia sclerotiorum 1980 UF-70 is the source of this 1650-nucleotide messenger RNA. RefSeq lists its product as hypothetical. The transcript has 5 exons. Gene Ontology annotation, cellular component: membrane. Gene Ontology annotation, molecular function: transmembrane transporter activity. The record is from RefSeq and is a predicted model, not a curated record. NCBI's taxonomy places the organism in Eukaryota, Fungi, Ascomycota, Leotiomycetes, Helotiales, Sclerotiniaceae. Gene Ontology annotation, biological process: transmembrane transport; amino acid transport. The coding region runs from base 1 to 1650 and encodes 549 amino acids.